Messenger RNA from Klebsormidium nitens, 1943 nucleotides. The record is from the annotation of a GenBank genome assembly. Lineage: Eukaryota; Viridiplantae; Streptophyta; Klebsormidiophyceae; Klebsormidiales; Klebsormidiaceae.
AAACAGCCGUCGAAAUUUGUCACCGGCCGGAGAAGUCCGCUUUCAUGUGUGAUCGCUGUAGUCAGGCACUUCGUCCCUAGGACCUAUGGUACCUCUCUACCAUAGGUUUUGUCUCGCCUAGACUACGCGAAUAUCAGACAAACCGAGGGGGGUAGCGCCAGGUACCAAAGGAAGGGUUUGCUAGCUGCAUGGAAGCGGGCCUUCUUGCGCCCUGCGGCGGCCUAACAGGCUUUGAUGCUCUUUUUCUGAAUGCUUCCUGCGUCAGCGAAUCCAUACUUUUCAUUCUUUCAAGUUUCAUGCUUUGCCAUGCAGCUACCUGAGCAAUGAGCCGGGGCAACGAAACACCUACUCAGAGACCGGCCGCAAUGGCCCGGUUCAGCCUGGCUUCCCCAAACACCAGGGUGAUCUUCUUUUCCUUCCUCAGUCUAGUUCUUGGCAUCCUUUUGGGGCGUGUUUCACAGUCCUCGGGAGCGUGGAUGAAGAACACCAGCUCUCCGUUGCCCUCCAGCAAGUCUGCGGAGAUGCUGGGCCUGCGGCUCCAAAACGGGGGGGAGUGCACGCCCCAGCCGUGCCCCCCCUGCCGAGAGAAGUGCGGGGAAGUUCGUGAUUGCAUACGGCGGGACGGGCAAAAGAUCAGCGCUUAUGGGGAGUAUGCAAAGCGGAUUGCGAUGCCGGCGGGGGAGCGGAUACAGGGGCUGCUCGUGGGGGUGCUCCAUCCCGAGCUUCAGUUUCGGCCAGGAUACGCACACGGGCAAACAGAUGACUGUGAAGAUCCAAGCUAUCUUAUACCCUGGCUGCUCGGCAACCAAGUCGACCUCAAUUCUGCUAGCAGGCGCGUCUUUUUGGACUUGGGGGCCGCCGCGUUUAAUUCGAGCACCGGAUGGUUCAUGCGGAACUACCCGGUGGACUUUGAUGAGAUCCACGCCUUUGAGGUCGUGCCUGACCUCUUCGAGCCGCCGUAUGACGUCAUCGGGGCGCUCCCGCACCCGCCGGUCGUGACGCAGUACGAGAUGAUGGUCGGCGUGAGCGACGAGGCCAACACGAGCCUGGGAGUCCCGGGCGUCGACAUCCUGAGAUUCAUUACCGGGGAGCUGCGGAUACGGGAGGAGGACACGCUGAUUGUCAAGAUGGACAUCGAAGGAGGCGAAUGGGAAGUGUUGCCCGCGCUUUUGGAAGCCCCGGCGGUGCUUCGGUUGAUAGACGAGCUGUUUGUGGAGACACAUUACGGAGAUCCUAUCAUGAGAGCCUGCGGAUGGGACCAAUUUUAUCCGAAAAAGCUGGAGGACGCGCUCUCGUUAGUGAACCAGCUUCGACAAGCAGGGUUGCGAACACACUUCUGGCCGUGACUUGCUACUUCGCGGUGUUGGAGUGUUGGUUAGCCUAUGCAUUGGCAGCUUAGUCUUUCUCGAAAACACCUUAUACUACUUUAGGAGGUUGCGAGAAAAGUGAGAGAGGCAAUCACCGGAUUGUAUUAAUUCAGAAACUGGCGAGCAAAGUGAAAGAGCCGAUGUUCGAACAAAAGUUACCGAGGGAGAGGGCUAAGAAAAGGUAGUCAAAGUUAGAACGUUGCUUUCGUAUGUUGUCGUGGUGUUUGAUUGAAGCGCCUAGUUCAUUGACACUCGUAAACUUGAGUAGACCAUAAAUUCGUGCUCAACAUGUAGGCGGCUCAGCGUGGUAACAAAAUCGAGGUUUGGAUCGGAUAUCUCUUACUUUGAUCAAGGGAAUGGAGUAGGAUACGUGGUCCCUUCGAUUUACGCAAUCUUGUUGAGGUGGCAAGGCCAAUGCGAAUCAGAAAGUGUGGCUAACGACGGACCGCUGCUGUAGAUCGAUGACACCAGAGCAUAAAUUGUGGUAUGUUCUAUUGAACCCGGUUGCGAGCCUUCACAGGUGCUAUUGACAAGCUUGCUUCGAACUUGUCGUUUCUAUUCAGGGCGCCGUGCACG